AUGGAGUUGGGCAAUCUGAUUGGGAAAGCCUUAAAGUUCGAUAUGAAUACCUUAGUCCACUGUGAUAAGCAAAGAACAUUCGUGGAACGGGGUAAAUUCACGAGAGUCAGUGUAGAAGUUGAUCUGACUAAGCCACUUCAAUCGAGAUUCAUUAUUCGGAAGAGGAUAUUCACAGUAGCAUAUGAAGGACCUAAAGUAAUCUGCUUCCAGUGUGGUAAAUAUGAUCAUAAGAAAGAAGAAUGCUCCCUAGCAAGAACGACUCAGAGUGGAACAAUGGAGAACAACCCACCGAAGAAGAAGAUGCAGUCACCGAAAAAUACAACAAAAGCAACGCAGCCUUUGGUCAAUGUGCCAGGAGUUACUUACAAGGAGCAGUACGGAGAGUGGAUGGUUACCCAAAAAACCUUUAGACAAAGACUGGGGAGACGAGAGGCAAAACGAAGAAAUGCAAAUAUCCCUGCAGGUGUAAAUAAGUCAACUGCUUCUGACAAAAAGAAAACUACUGGCACACAGUUUGAAGUACUCCAAGAGGAGAUGAUAGAGACCCCAACAAUGGCGAGUAGUACUACAAACAAGAAAAAGGAGCCUGCAAAAGAAUGGAGGAAAAAAGCAGGAAAAGAACCUAGUACUGAAGAGGCAAGAGAACGGUUGCAAAAUCAACAACAUAUGAACCGAAGCUACUUUGUUUUUGGUGAAACAAGUAUGAGAGGGACAGAAAUCUUAGGAAUGAAGGAGCUGGCAAAUAAGUGUGAUGAAGAAAGAGAAAAAUUAGGGGAUAAUAAGAAGGGCCUUACAAAAGAGAAUAAACAAGGCAAUGCCCAAAUAAAAAGCCCACAGAAGGAGUAG
Messenger RNA from Neltuma alba, 846 nucleotides. RefSeq lists its product as uncharacterized. The coding region runs from base 1 to 846 and encodes 281 amino acids. The transcript has a single exon. The record is from RefSeq and is a predicted model, not a curated record. NCBI's taxonomy places the organism in Eukaryota, Viridiplantae, Streptophyta, Magnoliopsida, Fabales, Fabaceae.